AUCAGCAUGAAGCCAGUUGUUUGAAGUUCAAUAUUUACAUGGCGCAGAAUUUGAGUAUUGGUGUUUCAAAGUUUUUGUAAACUAGACCAUAAACUAGACUCCUGUUAUUUGGUACAAAGUACAUAUACUACAUACAUACAUAAGUACAUAUCAUGAUAUUAACAAUAAUGAUCCCUUUAAUUUCAAAUUAAAAAUUACGUAUUUACUUUAAUAAUAAGGAAAAGUAAAUACAACGUUAAAAUUUCAUUUCUUUUUUUAUUUUAAAAUGUCAUUUCCGCUCGUGGCGUAUGUAGUGGUAAAAACAUGCUAAAAACCAUUGCACAGAGCCAAAAUUAUAAUUUGCAUUAUCAAAACCAUUUCCAGAAAGAGAGAAGGUGAUUAAUAUAAUUAGUAAUAAGCCUACUGAUAAUAAAAUAAAAACACAAAUAAAACUUUAUGGUGGUUUUUAAUUUUAAUUAAUUCAACAUCAUUUCCCAAACACAUAUGUCAAUAGACAACGUUAUAGCGUUUUUUAGUUUAGUUUUUUCACUAUGCUUUUUAAGUGUGUUGUUUGUUUUGGUGUUGCUAUUUCUAUAGUUUUAGGAAAAAUUGAACUGUCUAUGGACGAAAGUGAAUAUGUUUUUGAAAAAGGAGGCAAUUUAGAUAUUUACUGUUAUGGAACUGAAAGCAUUCACUGGAAAGUCCCAAGGAAUUCAGUGCGUAUAAAGAUAACUACACUGAAAUUAAUAAAAAAAGUCUACCAGGAAACAACACCUUUUCUUAUAUUAAUUUACUCGAAAUAAGGAAUAUUUCAUACCUCUAUGUGGGAUCAUACAUGUGCGUUGGUCAAAGUGAAAACACUUCUAUAUAUUUCUAUGUUAAAGAUUUGAAACAUUUAUCUACAUAUGCUGAACUCGUGGGGAAUGUUUUUGAAAGGCGAGGUUCGGAUUAUAUUUUACCAUGCAAACCUACUUUUCCGGAGGUUGAAGUUAAAAUUUUUGACAACGACAUACAAGAAUAUAUAACAUUUGGAGAACUUGAUGACAACGAUUUUUUAUACACAUUUCAUCCCCAACAUGGAGUUAUCAGGACUUCCGAAGAAUUUGUUGAAGAAGUAUCGAUAGAUUGUAAUUUUAAGUAUAGAAAUAUAACCCAACACGUUACGGUAAAAAAUAACGCAAAAGAGAUAAUUAAACUGUCUAUGGACGAAAGUGAAUAUGUUUUUGAAAAAGGAGGCAAUUUAGAUAUUUACUGUUAUGGAACUUUAAGCAUUCACUGGAAAGUCCCAAGGAAAUCAGAUGGCUACACUGAAAUUAAUAAAAAAAGUGUACCAGGAAACAACACCUAUUCAUACAUCACUUUACUCGAAAUAAGAAAUAUUUCAUUCCUCUAUGUGGGAUCAUACAUGUGCGUUGGUCAAAAUUUGGAUCAUUUAUCUACAUAUCAUAAAGACAUAUUGCACGCAAAUUCAACGCCAGGUUCACAAUACAUAGCACCAUGCAAGCCGACUUUUCCAGAGGUUAUAUUAUUAUUUGAUGAACUUGAAGAUAUAACAGCAGUGAAACCUAGUUACCUCCGUAUUUCAUACAAAACAGAUCCCCAUCAUGGAGUUAUUAUUAGAAAAGCCAGUGAAUAUAUUGGAGAUAGAUUCUUUCAAUGUGUUUUUAAGUAUGAAGAUAUAGAAGAGUCGUUUGUGAUAAUCCUUCAUGUACAAAGUAAACCAAAACUAAAAAUAGUAAGUGAUGAGGAACUGUUCCACUUAGUAAACCAAAAUUCGACAGUGACUUGUACGGUAACAGCAAAUCCUCCACCAAAAAUUAACUGGUUUUUCGAAGAUAUCGAAGGUCUCGCCAUAAAACAGCUCAACGAAUCCAGCAACUCCUCAAAUGGCUUAAAUUACGAGUUUAAUUCCACUGUAACAAUCAAAUCUUCAACAGAUGGAUUUUUAAAGUGCAAUGCUUCAAAUAGUGAAGGGGCGGAAGAUGACCAGGUUAUAUAUUUAGUUUCGGAUGUUAAAAACGGUUUCGACUUCACCGGCUUAGAAGAUUUCUAUGUAUCGCACAAUAACGUUUACCUUGCUAUAGACCAAAAAAUUUCCUUAAUGUGUGGGACAUCUGUAUUAGAAUAUUAUGAACCGGUAUGGUAUGUCAACAAGACUCUGGUGAAAAAGAGUUUUGGUAAAUUUGUUCUGGAUACAGCUAGAACCAAUUAUAGCAAAAAAAGUUUUCUUCUAAAAGAAAAAGCUGAAUAUACAGAUAGUGGAUACUACGAGUGCAAGGUUCGAAGAAAGUACUACCCACAUAUAAAUAUUCACUAUGGUUUAUCUGUUAUGGAUAAAUCGCCAUUACGGGUAGUUCUGAAUCAAAAAACAACUGUCAAGUUAAAUAGAACACACCCUAUUACCUUGACUUGCGAUGUCUUUGGUUUGCCAAAACCCAAAGCAGUUUGGCUCAAGGACGGACAAGAGAUAAAAUCCUCAAAGAAAGUGUAUUUUAAUGGAGUGCCUUAUGUAAGAUUAAACAUAAACGUUCUUGAAGAAGGUACUUAUGAAUGCUUAGGAAUUUUGAAUGGCACCAUUUCAAAGCAAAUCUAUGUGGAGUCUGAAACAACAUUAUCAAAGUUGUUGUUCAUAUGCCUUGGAGUAUUUUUAGCACUUUUGAUUUUCGUUGUGGCUAUUGCUUUAAAAAUUUACAAUUUAAAACAGAAAAUAGAAUACGAAAUGAAUCAAGCAGGUUUAGAUAACUUUAAAUCCGGCGCCAUAAAAAAUCUAAACCCGAAACUGGCAAUUGACAAACAAGCGGACUUGCUGCCUUAUGAUGACAAAUUCGAAUUCCCUAAAAAAAAUUUGAUUAUCGGCGAACAGCUCGGUUCAGGGGCAUUUGGUGUUGUAAUGAAAGCAGUGGCGAGGAAUAUUUUGGACCACGAAGACAUGACUGUUGUGGCUGUAAAAAUGGUGAAGGAAAUCGGUGAUCCUGCACUAAUUAAGGCCUUGGCAUCCGAGCUUAAGAUUAUGGUGCACCUUGGAAAGCAUUUGAAUGGACAAAUUUUAGGAGAACUCAUGGUCAUAGUGGAAUUCUGUCCCUACGGAAACCUACACAACUAUAUACAAAGACAUCGAAACCACUUUGUUAACCAAAUUAAUCCCACCACGCAAUCAGUAGAUUUUACAAUUGGGGUGGAGGUUCUUGAAAAAGUAUAUUCAGCUUCAAACAGUUCUGCUGUGGAAGAUCCCGGUUCCAGUAAAGGUUCAAGCGUAUAUUAUACUGCAAGAACUGAAAUGUCUUCUUUAUCCAACAACUGUGAAGUUAAUGAUGAGUUUUACCUAAGCAACAACUGCUGUAUCCAACCUGAUUCCGGAGCAAACUAUAAGGGAGACUGCAAAGAAAAUGUAAAACCAAUUUUCACAAAGAAUUUGAUAUGUUGGGCCUUCCAGGUCUCCAGGGGAAUGGAGUAUUUGGCUUCCAGAAAGGUUUUGCAUGGAGAUUUGGCAGCAAGAAACAUUUUGUUAUCUGAGAAUAACAUAGUAAAAAUAUGCGACUUUGGUAUGGCCAAAAGUAUGUAUACCAAUGUAAACUAUCAAAAGAAAGGAGAGGCUUUGCUUCCAAUAAAAUGGAUGGCAAUAGAAUCUAUAAGGGACAGCAUUUUCUCUACUCAAUCAGAUGUUUGGUCUUUUGGUGUAGUUCUGUGGGAAUUUUUCUCGCUAUCCAGAACCCCGUAUCCUGGUAUUUCACCUUGUAAAACCCUUUAUGAUAAAUUAGUCAGUGGUUAUAGAAUGGAAAAACCGGAGUUUGCCCCAAAAGAAAUCUAUAAUAUGAUGACGGACUGUUGGUUGGAGGAACCACAAAGUCGGCCAUCAUUCGAAAUCCUGACUGAACGUUUGGGUGACCUCUUGGAGGACAAAGUUAGAGGGCACUACGUUGAUCUCAACGACCCUUACCUGAAAAUGAACACCGAAACAUUGAAAACUCGAAGCGAUUAUUUGGCGAUGGUAAGUCCCCCAGAUUUCGGUGUGCUAUCCUCUCCAGGUUCUGACGACUGCCCCGAUCCCUCCGAUUUAGACCCCUUGGGGGAAGUUGGAGACAUAACGAGUUCUCUGAACAUAACUACGUUAAUAUGAAUCAAAAUUCCUAAUUAUCCUAAUGACAAGUUUUUACAAAGUGAGAAUCUUAGACAGCACCUGAGGUCAACUUAGUAAAUCAACAAACUGCUUGUCCGAAUUUGCUUAAACUCUGUAAUAUAAUAAGGUGACAGAACAUUGUAUUUUCAUUUAUAAUUGCUUUAUAUUUAUAACAUAAAAUACUAAGAAACACUU
This is a messenger RNA of Brassicogethes aeneus, 4291 nucleotides long. Lineage: Eukaryota; Metazoa; Arthropoda; Insecta; Coleoptera; Nitidulidae. The record is from the annotation of a GenBank genome assembly.